This is a messenger RNA of Phlebotomus argentipes, 743 nucleotides long. Its product is annotated as peptidyl-prolyl cis-trans isomerase H. The coding region runs from base 123 to 680 and encodes 185 amino acids. Gene Ontology annotation, cellular component: intracellular membrane-bounded organelle. Gene Ontology annotation, molecular function: peptidyl-prolyl cis-trans isomerase activity. Lineage: Eukaryota; Metazoa; Arthropoda; Insecta; Diptera; Psychodidae. The transcript is spliced from 2 exons. The record is from RefSeq and is a predicted model, not a curated record. Gene Ontology annotation, biological process: protein peptidyl-prolyl isomerization; protein folding.
GAUAUCGGAGGGGAAGUGCGUGAUAUGUAAACAAAAACAAACGUUCCGGUGUACAAGUGGCGAAAGUACUCUGUUUUUAGGGAUAAUUUGAAAGUAUUUAGAGUGAAAGGACCCACCAGAAUAUGCCUACGUGGCAGCAGAUUCAGGCACAGCUGCGAAAUGCCAACAAUCCCGUCGUUUUCUUUGAUGUUUCCGUGGGAACAACGGAAAUUGGCAGGAUGAUUUUCGAGCUGUAUGCAGAUGUUGUGCCCAAGACGGCGGAGAACUUCCGGCAAUUCUGCACGGGCGAGUACAAGAAGGAGAAGGACGGAGUGCCGCUGGGCUUCAAGGGCGCCAAUUUCCAUCGCGUGAUCAAGGAUUUCAUGAUCCAGGGCGGAGAUUUUGUCAACGGCGACGGCACAGGAGUGAUGAGUAUCUACGGGGGCACAUUCUCAGAUGAAAACUUCAAUCUCAAGCACGACGCGCCGGGCCUCCUGUCGAUGGCAAACUCCGGAAAGGACACGAACGGUUGUCAGUUCUUCAUCACGUGCGCAAAAUGUAAUUUCCUGGACAAUAAGCACGUGGUUUUCGGACGGGUUCUCGACGGACUGCUAAUCAUGAGGAAGAUAGAAAAUGUCCCCACAGGACCCAACAAUAAACCCAAACUUCCAGUGACGAUAUCUCAAUGUGGUCAAAUGUGAAAGGCUGUUUUUCAUCAAUAAACUUUGCCUGUAUUGCUGGUAAUAAAUAAAAAAUUGAAUCUA